Molecule: messenger RNA, 1113 nt
Organism: Aethina tumida (small hive beetle)
Lineage: Eukaryota; Metazoa; Arthropoda; Insecta; Coleoptera; Nitidulidae
Product: WD repeat domain-containing protein 83
Exons: 3
Coding region: 111-1022 (303 amino acids)
Biological process (GO): mRNA splicing, via spliceosome
Cellular component (GO): catalytic step 2 spliceosome
Molecular function (GO): protein binding
Source: RefSeq, a predicted model, not a curated record
UUAUAAAAUGCCCCUGUUAAAUUUUAUCUACAGGCAAGUAGUACUAGUAGUUCAAUCGGCUAACAUAACCUAAGUUUUUAAACCGAAAAAUGUAAACAAAACACUAGAAAAUGCAUUUAGACUGUUUAAAUACGAUAGACUGCAACCAAGGAGCAGUCCGAGCUGUCCGAUUUAACGUGGACGGUUCCUACUGUUUAACUUGUGGCUCAGACAGAAAACUGAAACUGUGGAAUCCCUUCAAAAGCCUCUUGUUGAAGACGUAUGGCGGUCACGGAAAUGAAGUACUGGAUGCCGCUGGCUCUUGCGACAGUAGCCAGAUUGCCUCCUGCUCAUCAGAUAAAUCUGUAAUUAUCUGGGAUGUACCAACUGGGCAACCACUGAGGAGGUUUCGUAAGCACGCUUCCACGGUUACGUGUGUUAAAUACAACGAGGAGUCAACCAUGGCAAUAUCGGGCAGUUUGGACAACACUGUGAUGUGUUGGGAUGCCAGGUCGAGAAGUGAGAACCCCAUUCAAACCUUGAAUGACGCCAAAGAUUGUAUUAAUUCAAUACAAGUGACUGACCAUGAAAUUUUAACUGGGUCAGUUGAUUGCUCUGUCAGGAGGUAUGAUAUGAGGAAUGCUUCUUGUCAUGCUGAUUUUGUUGGAGCAGCCAUCACAUCUGUCAGUUUUACCCAUGAUGGACAAUGUACUUUGGUCAGUUCUUCAGAUAACACUGUUAGGCUUUUGGAUAAAAACACUGGGGAGAUGUUGGGAGAGUAUUUGGGACAUAAAACUAAUGAAAUGCAAAUAGAAAGUGGUGUUAUUGCAAACGAUAAUUUUAUAUUUUCCGGGUCUGCCACUGGAGAUCUUUGGUGUUGGGAUUUGAUAAGUGCUAAAGUGGUCAAUAAGUUCGUCCACAAUCCUGGAAAAGUUCUAAAUUCCUUGAGUAUACAUCCAAAGAAAGACAUUUUAUUGACUUCAUCUGUACAGACUGUUAAAGUGUGGGGACACCAAGAAGAUUUGGCUUCAACUACAGAAUAAUUAUUUUAUUUGUUAUACUGUCAGUAUCAAUUGUAAAAUUUUAUAGUUUUAUAUGUAAUAAAUUAUGAAAAAUAUAACUAACAAAAUCGAA